Molecule: messenger RNA, 5228 nt
Organism: Misgurnus anguillicaudatus (oriental weatherfish)
Lineage: Eukaryota; Metazoa; Chordata; Actinopteri; Cypriniformes; Cobitidae
Source: RefSeq, a predicted model, not a curated record
AUUGAAGCAUGGCUGCACCAAUCAAACCUUUCCCCCUCUUAUCCAGUGUCACACUCUCCAUCUCUCUAACGCCCUCCUCAUCUCCCUCCCCACUCCCUCUCUCAUUGUUGAAUGGUCAGGAGGUGUGUGCAUGUGUUCAUCUUUGCCGAGGAGGGAUUGCAGGCGUGCACAAGUGUGUAUUUGUGUGCAUGCGUGUGUGCACCUGUGUGUUAAAGCAGCAUUGUUCCUGAUAGUGAGAAAGCUGUGCCGUGCUGUUUGGAAAAUCCAAGGUCAUUGGAGCCUAGUCACAUGUUCUGUAUGUGAGCGUGCAUGUGUGAUUGAGUGUCUGCAAGAGUCUCUCUCUCUCUCUCUCUCUCUCCGUCCAUCUCUCUCUCCCUCUCUCUCUCUGGCUAUGUGAAGAGAAAAGGCUUCAGGCAAAGAAUAGACAAUUUCAUCAGGUUUUCCAUCAAUGUACGGUGUUUGCGGGUGCUGUGGGGCCCUGAGACCCCGUUAUAAGAGACUGGUGGAUAACAUUUUUCCAGAAGACCCUGAGGAUGGUUUGGUGAAGGCAAAUAUGGAGAAACUCACUUUUUAUGCCUUGUCUGCUCCUGAGAAACUAGAUCGCAUCGGCGCCUACCUGUCCGAGAGACUAUCCAGGGAUGUGGCUCGCCACAGAUAUGGGUAUGUUUGUAUUGCUAUGGAGGCUUUGGAUCAGCUUCUGAUGGCCUGUCACUGUCAGAGUAUAAAUCUUUUUGUGGAGAGCUUCCUCACUAUGGUGCGCAAGCUUCUUGAGGCAGACAAACCCAGCUUACAGAUCCUCGGCACUAACUCAUUUGUGAAGUUUGCCAACAUAGAGGAGGACACUCCAUCAUACCAUCGAAGCUAUGAUUUCUUUGUCUCACGCUUUAGUGAAAUGUGCCACUCCAGUUACGAAGAUCCAGACGUUCGCACAAAGAUUCGCAUGGCAGGUAUUAAAGGCUUGCAGGGAGUGGUGAGGAAGACGGUUAAUGAUGAACUACAGGCAAAUAUUUGGGAUCCCCAGCACAUGGACAAAAUCGUGCCAUCUCUUCUGUUCAACUUACAACAGGAAGAAGGCAUAGAAAGAUCUCCUUCCCCUGAGACAGAAAAAGAGAAGGAGCGUCCGGUGGAGCUGACCGAGAGGUGCUUUCGAGAGCUGCUGGGACGAGCGGUGUACAGCAAUAUAAAGAAUGCUGUGAAACCCGUGCUUAUGCACCUUGAUAAUCAUUCACUAUGGGAGGGCAAAAGUUUUGCAGUGCGCUGUUUCAAAAUCAUUAUGUACUCCAUUCAGUCUCAGCAUUCACAUUUGGUGAUUCAGCAGCUGUUGGGCCACUUGGAUGCCAACAGUAAAACCUCAGCCAGAGUGCGUGCUGGGAUAGUGGAGGUGAUCGCAGAGGCGGCUGUAAUAGAGGCCAGUGGAUCCAUAGGGCCUACAGUACUGGAGGUGUUUAAUACUCUACUGAAGCAGCUCAGACUCAGUGUCGAUUAUGAGCUCACUGGGUCCUAUGACUCUUUUGGAAACAUGGGGUCUAAGGUCAUUAAAGUACACGAGGAAAGACAACUGCAAGAAGCCGUCAUUAAAACUAUUGGCUCAUUUGCCAACACGCUGCCCACCUACCAGCGUUCAGAAGUCAUGCUGUUCAUCAUCGGUAAAAUUCCUGUGCCAGGGAUGUAUCCUGCUUUGGGGUCACCCAAUACAGGGAUUGAGGGAAGUAGAAUGAUACAGAUUAUGCUGCUAAAAUCUCUGCUGCAGGUAACAGCGGGAUUCCAGUCUACAAACAUUUUGACAGCUCUGCCCACAUCAUUCUUGGAUCCGCUUCUGUCCUUUACUUUGAUGGAGGAUGUAGAGAUCCGCCUGCUCGUUCUUGAAAUUCUCAUCAGCAUCAUCGAUCGCCAUGACAACCGGCACAAAUUCUCCCCUGUCAGAAUUACAUCCGAUAUCUCAGUACUGAUGUUGAAAGUAGACAAGUGCUCCAGACAAGAUAACCUGUUCAUGAAGAAACACAGCCAGAGGCUUUACCGCCACAUUUAUCUGGCCUGCAAAGAGGAGAGCAGCAACCAGCGGCACUUUGAGUCUCUGUAUACGCUGCUGGCCUUAAUCUGUGUAGAGCUGGCCAAUGAGGAGGUGGUGGUGGAUCUGAUUCGACUGGCUUUGGCCUUACAGGAUCUGGCCUUGAUUGAAGAAGCGCUUCCUGUGUAUAACCGCUGUGCCAUCCACGCUCUAUCAGCGGCAUACCUGAACCUCAUCAGCCAGCUGACAACUGUGCCCACUUUCUGUCAGCACGUCCACGAGGUAAUUGAAUCAAGAAGGAAGCUGCUUCCUUUCCUGCUACCAGAGGAUGUGCUUGUUGAACCCUCAAACAUCCCAGAGAAGCUGGAGAAGGUGGAGGGUGAGGUGCUGUUUGUGCAGUCUAAGAUAGCAGAGAUGCUGGGCGGCUCUGGAUACAACACAGAGAGACUGGCCGCUCCAUAUAUCCCCCAGAUCACAGAUGAAGACAGGCUGUCUAAGAGGAAGAGUAUUGGAGACACUGUCUCUCUGCAGUUAGAGAUGGAGUCUAGACCAAGUCCAGAAAAAGAGCAGAGAACCACAGCUGAGCAGAUAACAUUUGAAACUCUUAAACAAGCCAUGGCAGAUAGUGAAAAUGUGGAGGAACUGGAGAGAGAGCGCAGGAGGCUGGUGGUAGAAAGGUUUCAAACCGCUCCAUUUGAGGAGAUCGCCGCCCACUGUGGUGCCAGGUCUUCCCUGCUGCAGACUAAACUUAACCAAAUAUUUGAAAUCACAAUCAGGCCUCCUCCAAGUCCAUCUGGCUCUGUCGGGAAUGGCCGGAGUCGCUCCAUACCAGUCUAUGAAAUGAAGUUUCCAGACCUCUGUGUGUACUGAGAGAGCGUAGAGCCACAUACAAACACUAUCUACAUCUCACUAAUACCAUUCCUUUAUAAUGUCCAGGUGUGACUCAAAAACACGUUACAUUAGAAGUCUAAAACUAAAUAAUGACAAAACACAUGCAAAACGAUUGAAUGUUUCUGUAUACUAUCAAACCUCUGAUAGGAUACAUAUAACAGAAUGAGGUUUUCAUCUUUAUUAACUCGUCUAUUAAAUACCCCAGGUUAUUGUGUACUGUAAAUGUGCGUCCAGAGCCAGUGAUUGGUGGAUUCCUGUACAAGUAAAGCUGCCUUAAAUUUUGUAUCUUAAGUUAAGAUGUAUAAGAACGUCCUGGGUGUCCAUUAUUUAAAUGACGUUAGUCGUCGUUCGUUAGCUUGCAUGUUUCAAACUUCUUUAUAUGCUGCAAUAACAUCUGUAUUUAAAGCAAUAAUGAAUGACAUUGGAACCAUUAAAAUGAAUCAUUAAAAUGUAAAUAUAAUGUUUCCAGCGCGAUCAGAUUGCAGUAUCGCGGUCUGAAUGAAACUUGUGCAAGAACACACUGUGUGCAGGAAAGUAAAUUCCGAUCUGUUUCCCUUUUGUAGUCCCUUUAAGGAAAGUCAUCCCACUCGGCCAUAUUUGCAAUGCCUCAGGGCGACCAUUUGAGUCAUAUGGACCACAAAACCAGUUUUAAGUCGCACGGGUAUAUUUGUUGCAAUAGACACCACUAUUCUUUUAUGGCAAAAAUCAUAAGGAUAUUAAAUAAAGAUCAUGUUCUAUGAAGAUAUUUUGUAAAUUUCCUACGGUAAAUAUAUCAAAACUUUAUUUGUGUGAGUGGCUGCUGGGAACUUAAUUUGGACAACUUUAAAAGCGAUUUUCUCACUAUUUUUAAAUAGUUGUAUCUUAGCCAAAUAUUAUCAUUUUCUAACAAACCAAUACAUCAAUAGAAGGCUUAUUUAAUCAACUUGUAGAUUUAUAAAUCAAAUAAAAAAAUGACACUUAUGGCUGGUUUUGUGGUCCAGGGUCACAUGUAAGACCAAGUACUGUCAACUUGAAUCAAGGAAGACUCACUAAGGUCAUAAUAAAACAACAUCUGAUUAACUAUUAAAUGCCACAUCAACUGUACCAUAAAUUCUAUUUUUCAAGCUCAAAUUUAAAUUGUGCUAAACAAUUUAACCAGGACUGUAAAAAAAGAUGGAUCACGUGUCUCUGUAGACAUCCACUGUAAAAAAAGGAAGCCAAAAUAUCUCAAAAAUGGCCAUUGAUAUCUUCAGUCUGUUCAGUAGUGAUGGGCCCCGCCCAUUUUCCUGUUUGGCUUAAUCACAAACACACAAAUCGAUUCGUCACUUUCUUUUUUAAUAGCAUGUAAUAACCAACUUAAACCCAACUUAUUAGAAAAACAAUGACUUAGGGCCCUAUUUUAACAAUCUAAGCGCAUGGUCUAAAGCGCAUGGCGCACAGUCUAAACGGGUAUGUCCGAAUCCACUUGGCUGAUUUAACGAUGGGAAAAAUGGUUUGUGCGCCUAGCACACAGUCUAAAAGGGUUGUUCCUAUUCUCGUAAUCAGUAAUGGGCGUGUUUUGUGCGUAACGUGCCAUAAACCAAUGAGAGUCUUAUCUCCCAUCCCCUUUAAAAACCAGUUGCACUCGUGCCAUGCCGAUUUCCUAUUUAGAUGGUGGAAUUUGUAAACUGAACAACUAAUUGGAGGAAGAAGAUCACCAGUUUAAGAUUGAUGUUAAAAAAUUGCGUUUUUAUUUGUAUUGAAAUUUGGUUCUCUUUAAAAGUCGUUUUCUUUCAAUCAUGGAAAUAAAAAUAGCAGGCUUUUAAUUGCUGUAAAUGUAUGGAUAGUCUACAUGAUCAGUGUAAUCUCAAAGAAUUAUUUACAAAUAUGCAAGGAAGGGUUUGUACUCUAAAAAUACUUUAUUUGUAACAGACAGGAGAUAAAAAAUUUACAAACAUGUGAAGAGCUGAAACCUUUUAGCACUCGGACAGCGCUGUGAGUGUUUUGAAAAGCAUUACUUAAAAAAGGUUCUCAUCUCACCAUAUCCAGAGGUACAAAGUCAUCAUAUACAAUAAAUACGUGGGGAAGCAUUUUUAAAAAAUCAUUUAAAAAUAGAUGCAAUAUUUGCAUUUGUUUUAAGCAAAACAUUUAAUUACUUACCAGGCUACAGGUGAAGCUGCUCUUUACGCCUUCUAACGUCUCGUAAUUGGUUCUCAUUUAUGUCCAAGAGACUCAAUAAUAAUCUUUUACAUUUUAAUCCUUUAAUUUUUCAUAUUUAAAAACGUUUGUGUGCUGCUGCGCAUCCAUGUGUGUGAUAAGCAAACAUGCGUUGUCGUCCCGCUUAUAGGCGCAUAUUACUCUAUUGCUUUUU